AUGGAGCCCGCCAUGAUAGAGAAGGUGCCUUCGCACGCCGAUAUCAAACCCACCGCUUCCGACUCGGCCAGUGCCAAAGAAGAGGUCUCCAAAGGCAUCAUUUUGACUCAGGACGAGUAUCACCUGGCCACUCUGGGGUACAAGCAAGUGUUCCAUCGAUCUUUUGGCAUGUUUGAGUCAUGGAGUGCUACGUUCAGCUCCAUGAACUUCAUUUCCGGAAUUCCUGUUCUCUUCGGCUGGAUCAUGUACACGGGAGGGCCCAAGGCCGCGUUUGCGAACUGGACUAUGGUCGGUGGUUUCUCCUGCGUAGUGAGCCUGGUCUUGGCCGAGCUGGCCGCUGCGUUGCCAACCACUGGGGGAAUCUACUUCUGGAGCUAUCGUUUAGGGGGUGAGAAGCACGGUCCGUUUCUUUCCUGGAUGACCGGAUGGUGGAACUUUGCAGGUUGGAUAGCGGUCGUACCAGGUGUUCAGCAAGGUGCCACGCUGUUCCUGGUGUCUGCUCUGCAGAUUAAGUAUCCCGACGAGGAGGUUCUCCACAAAGGAUGGUUUCUGUGGCUCUUGACGAGCAUUGGCCUUGUCAUCGCGAUGAUCCCGAAUAUCUACAGUCCGAGACUGUUGAAACUGUACUUUCGCUUCGCCAUCUUCAUCUUUUUCACUCUGUUCUUUUUGUACUGGACCUGGUUUCCAGCCAAGGCGGCCCAGAAGCAUUUCAACGAUGCUCAUGGAGUUUUUGGCCUAUUUUACAAUGGCAUCAAUCUUGGAGAAGAGAAGCAAGCUUCGGAUGCUUACUGUUGGGUUGUAUCCGUUCUAUUCGGUGCAUGGGUAUUUUAUGGCUAUGAUGCUUCUGCUCAUUUAGCCGAGGAGACCAACCAAGCCUCCACGGUUGUCGCUAAAGGAAUCUGGCUUUCGACAUUUUCCGCCUGGAUUCUGUCGGUUCCCACCCUGAUCAUCGUGCUUUUCUGCAUGCAGGAUUUCGACGGUAUCAUUUCCGCCACGUACUCCAACAACUGGGCAGAGUACUUGCUACAACUGAUCGGUGAGAAUGGUGCUGUGGCUAUCCUCAUCGUGCUAUGGGUGGACUCGACAUGUGCCACCGCCAGCUGCUUCCUCUCCGCACAGAGAGUCACAUAUGCCCUUGCACGAGACCAGGUCUUACCGUUCGGCAGCUUCUUCCGGAAGCUUUCGUCCAGGAAGAUGGCCGUAAAUGCAGCACUUUUGGUCUGCGCGUUCGGCAUCGCCAUCACCACCGCCGUGAUUGGCUCCACCGUUGCAUUCAGUGCGAUCACGGCGACCGCGACGAUCUGCACCAACGUCUCGUAUCUCAUUCCAAUCGUUGCCCGACAGACCGUCGGACGCAAGAGCUUUGUCCCCGCGAAAUGGAACCUGGGGAGGUUCUCCCUCCCACUCGCGGUGAUCGCAGCCCUUUGGAUCCUCUUCCUCGUCGCCGCCCUCGUCCUGCCACAGUUAUAUCCCGUGGACAGUCAGACGCUGAACUAUGCCCCGAUCUGCAUCGGCAUCGUCAGUUUCGUCAGCAUUGUGGGCUGGUUCUUCCCGAAAUGGGGUGGCAGGCACUGGUUUGAGGGCCCUAUCAAGACCAUCACUGAGCAGGAACUGUUGUCUGCUAGGGUCGAAGGUGGCGUGGCGACGGUGGAGGAGGGCGAUGCGAUGGAGAACAUCAGAUUCGGGCAUCGGAAGAGUGUUCAUGAGUAG
Molecule: messenger RNA, 1710 nt
Organism: Exophiala bonariae
Lineage: Eukaryota; Fungi; Ascomycota; Eurotiomycetes; Chaetothyriales; Herpotrichiellaceae
Exons: 4
Coding region: 1-1710 (569 amino acids)
Biological process (GO): transmembrane transport
Cellular component (GO): membrane
Molecular function (GO): transmembrane transporter activity
Source: RefSeq, a predicted model, not a curated record